GUGGGCUCUGGUUGGCUGCUCCGUCGCAUGACUAAGCAAUUCUGCCUGGUGUCAAAUGCGAGAAGCGGGCGGGCAACUUCACCAUUGCAUCACCAACUUCAGUGCCCACGACCUCGCCACCAAUCGAUCCAAAGCUGUAUCGGAUUGCGUGUAAAAUUGCAGGAGUUAGGAACAGAAUAUUCUACAUCAGAUACAAGCCCAUCGACUCUGGCAGGAGCAACACGCUGCUCUCGAUUGGGGAUCGUUGACGAAGUCGAUUAAUCCAAUUGCGGCGAAGAGUCAUCUAUCGUACAGGCUCUAUUUCUCGACGCUUAUUUUACAGAACGAAAAACAAGAAAAAUAAGAACCGUAGACGAUUUAUUCGACUUAGAAGCAAUUCAAGAGAAGCAGAGAAUCUCUUCAGCCGCAUCGGCCCCGUGUACCGCCUCGCCACCGCAAGCGUAGCCCGUCGGAACACGAACCAUGUCCAACACGGGCGUCGGCAGCGUCUACCAGACGAUUAUCAACGAAGUUAUUAACAGCUCGCGCGUUGACUUCGAAGAAAAUGGCAUCGAAGAGUCGGCUUUGGAGGAAUUACGAAAGGGAUGGCAACAAAAACUGACACAACUCGACGUUGCCAGCUUCCCAUGGGACCCGGUUCCCGAACCAGCAGCUGCUCCUGUACCCAACGCAGGCGUGGCUGCGACACAAGCCUACGUCCCGUCACCGACGGCUGGUACACCUAUUAAUGGUGGCGCCACUGAUAUUGCUGGUGUCAAAAUGGAGGCUGGCAUCAAAGCAGAGCCAACCACACAGACCGCUGGUAUUCCCAACUACCCGCCAUACAACGGGGUAGACAACAAGAACAGUGUUGCUGCAAGCCGCGCCGCCCAACAGCUUCAGGCCCAGUAUGGUGUCCGCGCAGCCGGAUCCAUCAAUGCCAUCCAAGAUCGCAUGGGUCAGCAGCAGCGACCGCCGCACAGCCAAACUGAUGGCGCAGCGGACCUCGAUGAUGAGACAUAUGAAGGCGUCAUCAUGCAGCGAAGCAAAGCUGGCACUUUGCAAGAGCUCGGCCGUGUUGACAUCGACCGCAUUCUGCACGCGAAAAUCGCCGCCAAUUCUCGGGCAAUGGAGGGCGGCGGCCUGAUGCUUUCUCUAAAGGAAGCAACGGGUAGCGGCAGCGCUGCUGGCACGUCACGCAAGGGCAAGGGUGUUGCCGCCUUUGACGGCGGUGAUGACGAUGAUGACGACGAUGAUGAGGAAGAGGAUGAGGAUGCUAUUAACUCGGAUCUUGAUGACCCCGAGGACGAAGACGGUGAAGAUGAAGUUGAUGAAGACGGACUGGGCCACAUUAUGCUUUGCACGUAUGACAAAGUACAGCGCGUCAAGAACAAGUGGAAGUGUGUUCUCAAGGACGGUGUGCUUACUGUCAACGGCAAGGAGUACGUUUUCCACAAGGCAUCUGGUGAAUACGAAUGGUAAAAGACCACGACGAUGCCUCCAAGCCAAUGAGCUGGAUACAAGUGGCGGUGAAUAGCGGAUGCUGUCACUCGCCUCUGUUUGCUUUUCUUCUUCCUUUUUUUCGGGACCAAUCUGUCGUUUGCAGCAGACACAGUGAAGUGGUUUGUUCAAAGAGCCCAUUAUCGUGGCUCAUCUGCCCAACACAAUCUAAGUUGAAAUCGUGGCACGUAUCGAACGCCUGCAUUAUUUUCACACCCCUCCCGGAGCACUUGCAGCAGCAAACAGAAAAACAAAUAAAAAAAAGAGACAAGAGUGGCUUGUUUGUUUACUCUUCUAUAUGGCGUUUAUUCUCCUUUACCUUUGGUGCUGUCUUUCUGUACACAAAACUAGUGGCAGAAUAUCGAUGGAUAACCUGAAAAUCAAGCUGACUUUAUUC
This is a messenger RNA of [Torrubiella] hemipterigena, 1876 nucleotides long. The record is from the annotation of a GenBank genome assembly. NCBI's taxonomy places the organism in Eukaryota, Fungi, Ascomycota, Sordariomycetes, Hypocreales, Clavicipitaceae.